AUGGAUUUCUCCGAAUUUAAAAUUAAAAACAUUACUCGAAACUGUGCUAAGGGAGGGGUUAACUAUCUUUAUUUUUUUGAGUUGGAAGAAGUUAUUAGAGUGGAUGGUAAUGAUAUUAGUCAGGUCGGAGUUGAGGCUGAUACUAAUGUCUUAAAUAAUGAUACUCUUGAAGAAGAAAUGCUGAUAAAAGGGGGUUAUGUUAACAUUACUAAUGUAAAAAAAACACCUUAUGUGCAAGAUUACAGAAUUAUAGGAACCAAUCCUGCAAAGACUUUAAUUAUUGAAAGAAAUUGUAGAAUUGAUGUUGAUUUGAGAGGAAUAGCAAAGAUUGUUUGGCAUAUUGAGAAUGGUUUUAAUUUUCAUACUGAUCUAAAUCGAGACCUUUUUGUUUGUCCUGCUGAUGGUUAUUCGGUUGGCAGAGGAGUGAUUAAUAAUGAGGAAUUAGAAACUAUUACUGAUACUAUUGUAAAUUACAUAAGCCAUCAUCAAGGAGAGUUUAGUUUGAAAGGGGAUAGAUUGACCUACAAUGCCUACGGCUUAGGAGAAGAGCAAGCCGGGAGAAUGAGAUACAUAGAAAAAGGAACAGGGGCACAACACCGUUGCCUUUUUCCUAGAUUUUUCUCGGAACAGCAAUAUGAAAGAAUAAAAAAUGCAUUAGGGGAUAAUGUUUCAUGCAAGGUGCCUGGUUGCUACAAUAACUAUGCCGGUACCCGAAAUUAUAAUGAAAUCGAUGAGGUCAGCGUAAUCAAUGGACGUUGCGGUUAUCAUCGAAGAAUGGAAAAUGGAGAUUUGCCACUUCCUAACCAAGAACCAGAAGACCAAACAGCAGGGGCGGGUAUUUCUGAGCACGAAAGAAAACGGAUAAUUAGAAACGCUCUAAAUAAUAAUAAUGAAUUAAAAAGGAUGCUGGAAGCGAAUCCGCAUGUUUCCGAAGAUUUUUUUAAAUUAAAGAAUUUUACCGAGAAAUGGGUUGAACAAUUCCUGAACCAGAACAAACCUCUAAUGAAAUAUGAACCUGCUAGUCUACAAUUUCACCGCUGUGCUUUAAUUUCUUAUGCUAAGUUCAAGAAA
Messenger RNA from Funneliformis geosporum, 1071 nucleotides. The record is from the annotation of a GenBank genome assembly. NCBI's taxonomy places the organism in Eukaryota, Fungi, Glomeromycota, Glomeromycetes, Glomerales, Glomeraceae.